Messenger RNA from Monoraphidium neglectum, 555 nucleotides. RefSeq lists its product as hypothetical. The record is from RefSeq and is a predicted model, not a curated record. The transcript has a single exon. Bases 1 to 555 code for a protein of 184 amino acids. NCBI's taxonomy places the organism in Eukaryota, Viridiplantae, Chlorophyta, Chlorophyceae, Sphaeropleales, Selenastraceae.
AUGGACGUUGAACCCCUAUCAGGCUCCCUCCUCAGCAGCGCCGCCACCACCCCCACCGCCGCCGCCGCCGCUGCCGGCGCCGCCCUUGGCGCCCGAACCGGCAGCUGGGGCCUCGGCGGCUCGCUGGACGGCUCGGCGCACCCGCCGCGCGGCGGCGGCGCGACGUCGCCGGCUGGGCAGCAGCAGGCGGAGGCCGCGGGGCUCGCCCGCACGCUGUCGCUGGUCCAUCACGGCAGCGGCCUCGUGACGGCCACGUACUUACUCGAGCCCUCCGCCCACGGCGGCUCUCAGAACGCAGCCGCCGCCGCCGCCGCAGCCGCUUCCGCGAACCCGUCGGCGAGGGGCCGCGGCGGCAGCGCGCACGGGGGCGGCUUGUUUUACGAGGGCUCCGCCCACGGCGGGCAGGAGCUGUUCAAGAAGGCGGCCGAGGCCGCGGCCAGCACGCGCCAGGAGCGGACGUGGCACGCGGGCUCCGCGUUCGGCGGCGGCGACAGGAGCGUGCGCAACGGCGGGGCGGGCGCGGCGCCGCCGCUGACGGCGCUCGAGGAGAAUUAG